Molecule: messenger RNA, 904 nt
Organism: Aspergillus ochraceoroseus IBT 24754
Lineage: Eukaryota; Fungi; Ascomycota; Eurotiomycetes; Eurotiales; Aspergillaceae
Product: SDR family NAD(P)-dependent oxidoreductase
Exons: 4
Coding region: 1-855 (284 amino acids)
Molecular function (GO): oxidoreductase activity, acting on the CH-OH group of donors, NAD or NADP as acceptor
Source: RefSeq, a predicted model, not a curated record
AUGUCCCUCCCCCGCCUUCUACCCGGCAAAGUCGCCGCCAUUACCGGUGGUCUCACAGGAAUCGGCCGGGCAAUCGCCCUCGAGUACCUCCGGCACGGCGCAAAAGUCGCCGUCAACCACCUGGGCAGCAGCACAGACGAGCCCCUCCUCGCCGCAAUGCAAAGGGACGUAGCCGAGGUCCUCCUCCUCCUCGCCACACAAUCCGAGCCGAGGCCCCAGGUAGAAGAGAGAUUCCUAGCGGUUGCAGGGGACGUCUCGAAGCCAGAGACCGGGGGAGAGUUUGUCGCGCAGAUAGUGCAGGCGUUCGGACGACUGGAUGUCUUUGUUUCGAAUGCGGGGGUGUGCAGGUUUGAGGAGUUUCUGGACACCACCGAGGAGCGGAAAAGCGUAACCCCCAAACUACUCGACCACACGAUCGCCACAAACCUCACCGGAGCAUACUACGCCGUGCAAGCCGCGGCGCGCCAAAUGGCGCUCGCGCAGUCUCCUCCCGGCGGCUCAAUCAUCGGGAUAAGUUCCAUCUCUGCCCUCGUGGGGGGGGGCCAACAAACGCACUACACGCCCACGAAAGCCGGCGUGCUGAGCCUGAUGCAGUCGACUGCGGUGGCGCUCGGCAAGUACAAUAUCCGGUGUAAUGCGUUGCUACCGGGGACGAUCCGCACCCAGCUGAAUGAUGAGGAUAUGAGUGACCCCGUGAAGAAGCAGUAUAUGGAGGGGCGGAUUCCGCUGGGGAGACUGGGACAGCCUUGUGAUUUGGCGGGGCCGGCGGUUUUUUUGGCGUGUGAGGAGUUGAGUGGUUAUGUGACUGGUGCGCAAUUACUCGUUGAUGGUGGACUCUUCGUCAAUCUGCAAUAGUCGCUCUCGCCCUCUCUCGUACACAGUACGAUGCAAUAUGAAUCAUGUG